AUCAUUUGUCCCUUCACAAAACGUGAUUUAAAAAAAAAAACUAUAUCCUAUUUUUAUAGAUAAAAAUGCAGAAUAAAAUCGUAGAGAUACUCAAUCGAUUGGUUGCUAACCCAAAAGGAACAGGUCCUGCAUCAAAGUUAUUAAUAGGUGCCGGAGUUUUAGGUUACGGUGUAUAUAAAUCCAUGUAUCAAGUUGAAGCAGGUCAUAGAGCUAUUAUAUUUAGCAGAAUUAAUGGUGUUCAAAAAGAAAUUUAUAGUGAAGGCAUCCAUUUUAGAAUACCAUGGUUACAAUAUCCAAUCAUUUAUGAUAUUAGAGCUAAGCCUAGAAAGAUAUCUUCUCCUACUGGUAGUAAAGAUUUACAAAUGGUCAAUAUAACAUUGAGAGUAUUAACCAGACCUGACCAAAUGAAACUUCCAACAAUGUACAGAUUUUUAGGCAUGGAGUAUGAAGAAAGGGUUCUCCCAUCCAUAGUCAAUGAGACACUCAAAAGCGUGGUGGCAAAAUUUAAUGCCUCUCAACUUAUAACCCAAAGACAACAGGUCAGCUUAUUGAUUCUCAAAUCCUUAGAGGACAGGGCUAGGGAUUUUAACAUUUUACUAGAUGAUGUUUCUAUCACGGAGCUCAGUUUCAGUCCACAAUAUACUGCCGCUGUAGAGGCUAAGCAGGUAGCUCAACAAGAGGCUCAAAGAGCAGCAUUCGUAGUGGAGAGAGCCAUACAAGAAAAGCAACAGAAAAUUGUUCAGGCAGAAGGCGAAGCUGAAGCCGCUAAAUUGAUAGGUGAAGCCGUUUCGAAAAAUCCCGGGUACUUGAAACUUAGAAGGAUAACAGCCGCACAAAAUAUAGCUAGAACAAUCGCUAAUUCUCAAAACAGGACGUAUUUGGAUUCAAAUAACUUACUACUUAAUUUUGGGGUAUGUAGCCCGGAUAAAGAUAGCAAAGCAAAAUAAAAAAUAAUAAUUUCCUUAAUAUAUCAAACAUGUUUUUUACCAACCAACUUAUUCUAUUCAUAUAAUAUGAUGUACAUAAUUUCUUUUAAAAAUCAAAAUUUUGGUAGUUCAGAAAAUAUCAUAUUUUAUAUGUGAUUUGAAUUGAUAUUAUCUUAUACCAGUAGUAAAAUUAAGCACAAUGAAUAGCAUACUUUUAAAACUAAAAUUUAAUUUGAUAUAUUUUUGGUUAACCAUAAAAAAUCGUAGCUCAAAAGC
Molecule: messenger RNA, 1202 nt
Organism: Gordionus sp. m RMFG-2023
Lineage: Eukaryota; Metazoa; Nematomorpha; Gordioida; Chordodea; Parachordodidae
Product: prohibitin-2-like
Exons: 8
Coding region: 66-947 (293 amino acids)
Biological process (GO): mitochondrion organization
Cellular component (GO): mitochondrion; membrane
Source: RefSeq, a predicted model, not a curated record